AUGGGAGAACAAUCUGUUCCUGGUUCGUCUACAUCUCUUAGGAAUUCUAUUUCCUUUGCAGACAUGGUCAAAGGGUGUGCGGCUUGGAAUUUCAGUCUCAGUGGUAGACUGGAUUUUAGGGUUUCUCGCUUUACUGAUGUUAAGAAAUCUUUGGAAGACCAAUGGAGUUUAGGUCCAGGAAGGGUCAAGUUUACGCCUAUGAAUAAGGGUUUCUUUAUUAUCAAGUUUUCAACUGAGGAAGAUAAACUAAAAAUCCGUGAGAAAACAUGGAAAAUCGAUCAACAAGAGUUACAUCUUCAUGACUGGUUUCCAUGGUUUGAUCCGGAUAAAGAAAGUUCUUCUCAUGCUGUUGUUUGGGUUAAUUUUCCUGGCUUAUAUGUUGAAUUGUGGACGGAAAAAGUGUUGUUAUCUCUUGGAAAAAACCUAGGCACUCCCAUUAUGGUAGAUAAGAAGACCUUGAAUCAUGAGUAUGGUUGUUAUGCAGCUGUUUUAAUUGAUAUUGAUUUCGCAAAGAAAGUUCCAGAUUCCAUUCAUGUAACAGUGGAUGGAAGAAGUUUCGAUCAGUUUGUUGAACUUCAAAAAAUUCCUAAAUUUUGCUCAUGUUGCAGAAUUGUGGGUCAUGUUGAAUCUGAUUGUAGGAGAAAAACUAAGAAGAAUCCUUUGGAUAAUCCUACUAAAAGUAAUCUGAAGUGGCAUCCAGUUAACAAGACGAUGCAAGAAUCUAAGGUGCCUGAAGAUACUAAUGUGCUGGGAGUUAAUCAGAAUUUUGUUGAUCACCAAAGAGAUGAUCCAAGAUGA
Papaver somniferum (opium poppy) is the source of this 798-nucleotide messenger RNA. RefSeq lists its product as uncharacterized. The record is from RefSeq and is a predicted model, not a curated record. The transcript has 2 exons. NCBI's taxonomy places the organism in Eukaryota, Viridiplantae, Streptophyta, Magnoliopsida, Ranunculales, Papaveraceae. The coding region runs from base 1 to 798 and encodes 265 amino acids.